Messenger RNA from Culex pipiens pallens (northern house mosquito), 3159 nucleotides. RefSeq names its product vacuolar protein sorting-associated protein 35 (gene Vps35). The record is from RefSeq and is a predicted model, not a curated record. Bases 349 to 2796 code for a protein of 815 amino acids. Gene Ontology annotation, cellular component: retromer, cargo-selective complex; retromer complex; late endosome. Gene Ontology annotation, biological process: retrograde transport, endosome to Golgi; intracellular protein transport. Lineage: Eukaryota; Metazoa; Arthropoda; Insecta; Diptera; Culicidae. The transcript has 7 exons.
GGACGGGAAAAAAAAGUCGUCACUUUGCGAAAGAAACCCGAAAUUCUCAACCAAAUCUAACCCGCCGGAGCCUAAUUCGACGCCGAAAGUGAUCGCGCCGCGGGUUGCAGCCAACGGGAAUCGACGACCAUCGGGUUGCGCGUGAAUUCCACCGGAAGAAGUAGAAGGAUUGUUGUGCGAGGAAGAACCAUCGCCCACUUGGAUUAUUAUCACACGGCAAUUUUGCACUAAUUGCUUCUGUCAUCAGUUUGGUGGUUCCGGAGGAACAUUUUUUAGGGAGUAAAACCCGGGAUUUAAAGCUUGUCCAGAGUGUGUAAACACAACGGGAGCGGUAAUACCAAAUAAACCAUGCCCCAAACGCCAAUCAACUCGUUGGACGAGCAGGACAAGCUGCUGAGCGAUGCCAUCACGGUGGUGCGCGCUCAGGCCUUCCAGAUGCAGCGCUUCCUGGACAAGAACCGCCUCAUGGAGGCGAUGCGUUGCGCCUCGACAAUGCUCGGCGAGUUGCGAACUUCGCUGCUCUCGCCGAAAUCCUACUACGAGCUGUACAUGGCCAUCACGGACGAGUUGCGCCACUUUGAGCACUAUCUGCUGGACGAGUUCCAGAAGGGUCGCAAAGUGCCGGAUCUGUACGAGCACGUCCAAUACGCGGGCAAUAUCGUCCCUCGCCUGUACCUGCUGAUUACGGUCGGGCUGGUUUACAUCAAGACCAACUCGAGCCUCAAGCGCAGCAUCCUCAAGGAUCUCGUUGAGAUGUGCCGCGGAGUUCAGCACCCGCUGCGAGGCCUGUUCCUCCGUAACUAUCUGCUCCAAUGCACGCGCAACAUCCUGCCGGACGCGUUGAGCAACACAGACGAGAACGAGGGCACCGUCAUCGAUGCGAUCGACUUCGUUCUGACCAACUUCGCCGAGAUGAACAAACUGUGGGUUCGCAUCCAGCACCAGGGACACUCCAGCGAACGCUCCCGGCGCGAGAAAGAACGUGAAGAGCUGAAGAUCCUCGUGGGAACCAACCUGGUUCGCCUGUCCCAGCUCGAAUCCGCCAGCUUGGAAGUCUACCAGCGCCUCAUCCUCCCCGGAAUCCUCGAACAGGUCGUCAGCUGCCGCGACGCCAUCGCCCAGGAAUACCUGAUGGAGUGCAUCAUCCAAGUGUUCCCGGACGAGUUCCACCUGCUAACUCUAGACCCGUUCCUCAAAUCGUGCGCCCAGCUCCAGUCCGGUGUCAACGUCAAGAACAUCAUCAUCUCCCUCAUCGACCGCCUGGCCCUGUACAACCAGCGCAACGGAAAGGUCACCCAAACCACGUCCGGCACGGAAAUCAUCUCGGCCAUCCCGGCCGAAGUGCAGCUGUUUGAAGUGUUCAGCACCCAGAUCGCGUACAUUGUGCAGCUGCGAACGGACAUGCCGCUGGAGGACACCGUUUCGCUGCAGGUUGCGCUGGUUAGCCUAGCGCAGAAGGUGUACCACGAUCGGGUGGAUUACGUGGACAAGGUGCUGGAGACGACGGCGCAGAUUCUGGACCGGCUGAACAUGACCAAGUAUUGCAUCUCACAUUCCCUGACGGUGAACCAGGAACUGUCCCGGCUGCUGCGUCUGUGCGUGGACUUUUACAACAACGUGCUGACGAUCCUGCAGCUCAAGUUCUUCGGCCCCCUGCUGGAAAAGUUCGACUACACCUCGCGCAAGGCGCUCUCGCUGUACAUCGUGAUGAACAUUCUGGAGAACGAGACGCUCGUUCCGACGGCCGAGCACGUGGACUCGGUGCUGGGGAUGAUUGGGCCGCUGAUUUCCGACCAGGAGGAUCAACCGCCGGAGAAGAUCGAUCCGGAGGACUUUGCCGAGGAGCAGGGCAUUGUGGGGCGGUUCGUGCACCUGCUGCGCUCGGACGAUCCGGACACGCAGUACAAGAUACUGACGGCGGCCCGGAAGCACUUUGGGUUGGGCGGACAGCAGCGGAUACGGUACGUGUUGCCGCCGUUGGUGUUUGCGGCGUACCAGCUGGCGUACAAGUACAAGGCGAUCGCCGGGGAGGACGAAAUGUGGGACAAAAAGUGCCAGAAGAUUUUGCAGUUUUGCCACAGCACUAUCGCGGUGCUGGCCAAGUCGGAGCUGCCGGAGCUGGCGCUUAGGUUGUACCUGCAGGGGGCGCUCUGCAUCGGCCAGAUUGCGUACACGAACCACGAGACGGUGGCGUACGACUUUAUGACACAGGCAUUUUCCCUCUACGAGGACGAGAUCUCCGACUCCAAGUCGCAGUUUGCGGCCAUCACGCUGAUCGUUUCGACGGUGGAGCAGAUGGCUUGCUUCUCCGACGAGAACGCGGAACCGCUGCGCACCAACUGUGCGCUGGCCGCGUCCAAGCUGCUGAAGAAGCCAGACCAGUGCCGGGCCGUCGUCACCUGUGCCAGUCUGUUCUGGAGCGGAAAACAAAACGGCCAGGAGCUUCGCGACGAAAAGCGAACUCUCGAGUGCCUCAAGAAGGCCGCCAAAAUUGCGUCCCAGUGUUUGGACGUGGGCGUCCAGGUUCAGCUCUACGUGGAACUCCUCAACCACUAUCUGUUCUACUACGAGCGAGGGAACGCCCAGAUUACGGUGUCCAUGCUUAAUCAGCUCAUCGCCAAGAUCAACGAGGAGCUCCCGAACCUGGAACCGACGGAGGAAACCAAACAGAUCGAGAUGCACUACCAGAACACGCUGGCCCACAUCCGGAGUCGGAUGGAGACGAACGACGCGGGCGCUGGCGCCGCCGCUGCCGCCGGGCUGGAGGUUUCCUUUGCCGGAAUUACGCUGAAUUGAGAUUGCAGAAGCAACAACAAAAAUAAAAAAAAAGUAACACAUUGCAGAGAGUUAACAGAGAGAGCGAACACGCAAUUCCUUGAACUUAGGAAGCAAAACUAACAGAAAUACAGAUGAAAAUGGCAUGUAAUCGAAGGGAAAAAAUAGAAAGAUGAGCUAAUCUGACUAGAGACUAGAAUGAAACCGUUACGGAGCUGCAUUCAGCGAGAGCAUUGAUUAAAUCUUCUAGAAGAUUAAUACUUAGUAUCUAUUAUAAAAAUCAAACAAAGCAAAAAAAACUAUAUAUACAUUACGAGAAAUUGUGUAAGUAACAACUGUAUGGACAUUUAAGAGAACAAGUAAACGUAUGAUAAUGCACAUAAA